Messenger RNA from Telopea speciosissima, 1683 nucleotides. RefSeq names its product nuclear transcription factor Y subunit A-7-like. The transcript has 6 exons. NCBI's taxonomy places the organism in Eukaryota, Viridiplantae, Streptophyta, Magnoliopsida, Proteales, Proteaceae. The record is from RefSeq and is a predicted model, not a curated record. The coding region runs from base 486 to 1367 and encodes 293 amino acids. Gene Ontology annotation, molecular function: DNA-binding transcription factor activity, RNA polymerase II-specific; RNA polymerase II cis-regulatory region sequence-specific DNA binding. Gene Ontology annotation, cellular component: CCAAT-binding factor complex. Gene Ontology annotation, biological process: regulation of transcription by RNA polymerase II.
GGGUUUCCAUAAUAGAGUUUAUCUGUGUUAGCGUGUGAGGACUGAGAACUGAAGAUGGAGGAGCAAUGGGGUCUUUGUAUUCAGGAGGGAAAGUAGGAAACUAGCUCUCCUCCAGCAGAGAGUGAAAGAGCGCAGCAAAGCCGAGAAGACUUGUGGUUGGAAGAAGAGGGUUCAAGUUUCAACUGGGGAGACAUGCUUAGAUCCAUCCCUACAUCAACUAUUCCUUACUUUACGAAAUCCAAAGGAUUAUAAAAAGCAAGUGAAAUAGAUCUUUCAGAGCAUUGUUGAGAUCUUGGAGGAUUUCAUAUAACUUAGAGAUGCUUGGGAAGAUGAGGGAAAUGAUAUAGUGAGGCAAGACAUAACCAAAAGGAUUCUGAUCUAAGUUUUGUUCAUUCAACAUUGUCAACUGUUUGUUGCUUCAUUGGUGUGAUUCCACCGGUUCACAAAUUUCACAAGCAUCUCUAUCUGAGAAUUUGAGCUUGAAUAUGGGCUCUCCACCCCGGUGUGGUAAUGCUAAAUAUUUAGCCCAACAACAAGACCAAGAAUCGUCCUCAAGUCAAUCAACUGAUCAAUCUCACCAUGAUGUGGUGGCUGUUGGGGGAUACAGUCUUCAUGGGCAACGCAUUUCAGCACAAUCAGGAAUUUUUGAAAGUUAUGGAAAGCGAGCGGAAGCUCACAUGAAACCUGUUGUUUCACUGGGAAAUCCUGAUUUUGUCUUCCCUGCUUCGCAAGUUGAUUUCAGCCAGACAUUGGCUCCCAUUCCUUACUCUUAUCCCGAUCCGUAUGUUGGUGGGCUAUUGGCUGCAUAUGGACCACAGGUUAUUAUUCAUCCCCAAAUGGUGGGAAUUGCACCUGCACGAGUUCCACUGCCUCAUGAUCUCACCGAAGAUGAGCCCAUCUAUGUUAAUGCCAAGCAGUACCGUGGCAUCCUCAGACGGAGACAGUCCCGUGCCAAGCUUGAGGCCCAAAACAAACUUAUUAAAGAUCGAAAGCCAUACCUUCAUGAGUCUCGACAUCUUCAUGCAUUGAAAAGGGCUAGGGGAUCUGGUGGACGCUUUCUCAACACGAAGAAGCUCCAGCAAUCCAAUCCUAGGGCAGCCACUGAUGGCAAGGAUGCUUCAGACUCCGGUCAUCUACAUCUGGGAGGAAAUCUAUCUGAGUCUGAAGUAGUACAAUCAGAAAAUGGGAAUGGGGGUGCUUCCAGCACAUCCUGCUCUGAUGCGACAAGUGUUUCAAAUGGUGAUGAAAUCUACCAUCAAUCGGAUAACAGGUUCUUAGUCUACCCUCCACACAUGGGUCAGACCAUUCAAGGUGGAGGGGGCAUGAUGUGUAAUGGAUCACAGCACCGUGUACCUGUCAUGCAUUGAGAUAUCGGGACAGCCACAACCAGAUCAGUGGUUCAUCUGGGAGAAUUCUUGAAUCAUGAUUAACAUCCGACAAAUAACUCCUUCUGGCCUUGUGGUAUUCAUCCCGGCAGUUCAUCCUUGGCUCUGUUACUUUGCUUUUGGUAUUUCAUGCUUGUUGACUAACUUGUUAUAGACACAAAGUAGACAUGGAUAGUGUUACUAACUGGUUUCUUGGAUCUCUGAAAACAAUUGGGCACUUGAAAAAGGACUUGUUUGAAGAUACUGCAGGUAAGUUUAUAUACAUAUUCUCCAGGUUUCAUCCUGGACCUUGUGCAGC